CAACGCCAAUCUAACACCAAUCACGCUGACCCUAAAUGCACACUAAACCCGUAGCUCGUGCACCACCAGUCGCACUAUCGCUCGAACUACCAUGCGUGGUCGCUAUCUCAGCCUUUCUCUCAAACAGGGGUCAACGGUUAGCUUGCUGCUCAGCCUCGUCGCUGGUAGAGAGGGUGUAGUGAACAGCCACAAUGGCCUCCCUCCAUGUCGAGAUAAGGACCAUGGACCAUGAGGUAUAAAGGCGUCAUCUAGAACGUCUGGCGGAUGGAAUCAAUGGACUUUUCCUUCUAAGCUUUCAACUCAUCAUCUUAUAUAUCUGCUAGAGAUUUUUGUUCUUUGCGCUGCUUGUGUCCUACGUACUGAACCGCAACCAGUGAGCAAGCGCUUCCACUUUAGUUGUCUACUGCAUACCCAGCCUGCCCUUGCUGUCCAUCCGGCACACAACAUAAUGACACGCCAUCUCUCCGACAUUCUCGGAAUCUACCCAGAAAGCCAACCCUGUGUUGGCUGGGCGCCCUCAAAGGGCCGUCAGUGCCGCAACCCCACAAACGCCAGAAACCGCCGACAUGCAGUUUCCCUUCUCGACCAAGGGACCCGCUUGCUCAGAGCCGGCCAGUCUAUUGAUCAUGUACUGGAGGAGUUGGCUCCUCUCGUCCUCUGCCGACAUUAUCACCAGAACCAAGCUGCUGGCCUAACUGAUACUUGGGUCUCUCGAGUCGAUGAAUACAUCGCUGGACAUCGGUCUCCUCCUUGGAGCUCGCCGAGUAGAUCGAUGCCUCGGCGGUCACCAUCACCAAGGAUGCGUGAUGAAACAAGAAUCAUAGAGAAUAGACUUGCGGAACUCGAAAGGAAGAUGCAGGAUGCAAUUCGUAAGGCAGAGCGAGCGGAGCGGGAGAAAGAGCGGGCGAGGAGAGACGCAGAGCGCACUAGACGGGAGACUGAAGACAUGGUCAGAAGAAGUGCGGCUAUGGGAUACGCCCGAGGACAGGAAGAAGCGAGAAGAAGAGCUUCACCUUCUCCUACUGUCGAGACUGAGACUACUACGGUGGAGCGCAACGAGGCAUACGGGUUCCAGAGGAACUCGGAGUCCAGUGGCUUGCUGUCUUCACGGAGGCAGGAUGCUCGUGGAGGGAGUGUUGAAACAACCUUGCAGGUCAACACUUCCACUAGCACGAACGUGCAACUACGCAGAAGCACCAUUGUUAGCACAACCAGGGUCCAGAGGACAAGCGAUGGCCCAGCUACUCCUGCUCAAGCUGAACGACGUGCUGCUACCCCGAGCUCUGUGUCUAGGGUAGUUGAGAUCGGUGAUACUAGCGAUGCACUAGCUACUCCUUCCCCUGCCCAGCAAAGCAGCACCAAUGCUACCUCCGGCCCCAGCGCUACGGGCUCGAGCACAAGAAGAGCACUUAGCCUUCCUAGCACAGAAACCGACUCUGCCAAUACCACAACUACACCCAACAAUGAAGAGCGUCCUUCAUCCACAACCACCCAGGAAUCCGAAUCCACUCCUCCUACAGGAACCUCAGAAACCACCACUCCAAACCCUCCACUUCCAAGUCCUCCUACCUCAAACAACGAAGAAUCUCGCUCUACCACCACAGACACUCCAGAAUCUACAACCACCCAAGACACCACCUCCCAGCCUACCCCUACCUCUACCUCCAUCUCUACCCCCCAACACCUCCCGACACCCCCAUCAACCCCCCCUCCCUCCAUCAUCCCACCCACCAUCUCAGAACAUGGCAUCACCCGCCACCCCAUCGAAGGCGACUGCUGCAUCUGCCUCUGCGCUCUACAAAAGGAGUCUACCGAACACAACCAUACCUCUGAUGACGACACCUCCCUCGUCUGGUGCCAGAAGCAAUGCGGAAAUAACUUCCACCGCGAGUGUAUGGACCGGUGGAUAGCUUCGGCGCUUGAAGGCGAUCGGCAGACGAGUUGUCCGAUGUGUCGGGGGCAGUGGUGAUACCUCUUUCCUUUCCCUUAAGUCGUUGAUUUGGUUGGUUGUUGGUAAGGUUGGAGUUGGGAUAUAGUUUUGGAUGUCAUUGCAUGAGUUAUGAUUUAUGAUUUGAUGUUUUGAUUUGAUGUGAUGUGAUAUCCUUGGUUAUCUUUCGCUGGAUUGCUGGUGUUGGUGUUGGUGGGUAAUAGCCUAAUGACUAGCUCGUUGAUACUAUUUAUUAUGAUAUUUUGGAGUUGCAUUUCAUGUUCAGGAAGUGUGCGUGGUAUUGUGGGGUCUAAUCUCGUAGGCUAUACUAAGAGAGACUGUUCCCUCAGUUUACUUGUUCGUUCAUGACUACUGCUUACUUCGGC
Messenger RNA from Aspergillus piperis CBS 112811, 2313 nucleotides. RefSeq lists its product as uncharacterized. NCBI's taxonomy places the organism in Eukaryota, Fungi, Ascomycota, Eurotiomycetes, Eurotiales, Aspergillaceae. The transcript has a single exon. Gene Ontology annotation, molecular function: ubiquitin protein ligase activity; cullin family protein binding; zinc ion binding. Bases 449 to 1969 code for a protein of 506 amino acids. The record is from RefSeq and is a predicted model, not a curated record. Gene Ontology annotation, biological process: anaphase-promoting complex-dependent catabolic process. Gene Ontology annotation, cellular component: anaphase-promoting complex.